AUGCCAGAUAGCAAAGAAGUCAACCUCAUUUCGGUGGAUGCUGAGAAUGAUCUUAGUUCCACUAGCAACUCUUUCGAUAACGGCAAUGAUAUGGAUGCCUUGGGCAACGAUGUGGUUCUUGACAAAAAAAUGUUUCUGAUUAACGAUGCGAUUGACGAAAUUGGAUUCACUUGGUAUCAAUUCAAGAUCUUCUGCCUGGCAGGUUUUGGUUACUCUGCCGAUUCUCAAUUGACCUUGAUCCCCAGUACCGUUCAAUCGUUUGUCCAGCUACAAUAUAACAAGGAGUUCCCAGUCUCGACAGAAAUUGCAUAUGCAGGUCUAUUUGCAGGUGCAUUGCUUUGGGGUAUUUCUGCUGAUCUGAUUGGUAGACGCUUCGCAUUCAAUUCAUCUCUUUUUUUGGGAGCGUUAUUCUCGUUUGUGGUGGGCGGAACCAGUUCUUACCCCAUGUAUCAGGUCUUCAACUUUUUGUCGAAUUUGGCACUGGGAGGAAAUCUGGCUCUUGAUAUUUCGGUUUAUCUUGAGUUUUUGCCAUUCAAACAUCAAUGGACUACUACGCUCAUGGCGUUUUGGUGGGGUGUUGGACAAACUGUCUGUGUUCUUAUCGCAUGGGCUUUUUUGCCCAAAUAUUCUUGUUCUUCUGCCGACGAUUGCCCUUCCAGCUCAAACAGAGGUUGGAGAUAUGUGUGGUAUGUUAACUCUGCAAUCAUGAUGGCCGGUGCUCUAGCGCGGUUUUUUCUGGUCAAGCUCGAGGAAACACCAAAGUUUCUGGUCUCCAACAACAGAGACGAAGACGCUGUUGCAUGUUUACACAGAAUUGCCACAAAGUACAACAGACCUUGUUCCUUGACGCUUGAGCAGCUGACCGAAUGUGGUACCAUCAAAAGCAACAAGUCUUUUAAUUACACCUGGAAGGGAGGAAUCCAGCUGAUGAACCAUCACUUUGCCCUGUUGUUCCCUAAUAAGGUGUCGUCCUGGUCAACAUUUCUGAACUUUUUCUCGUGGUUUGGAAUUGGUAUAACUUACGGUUUGUUUUCAAAUUUCUUGCCGUACUUUCUUUCUUCCAGAGGAGCGCAAACCUCGAACGGAUCUGUGUAUCAGACUUAUCGUGAUAACACCAUCGCCAACUUUGUGUGCCUGUUUGGCCCCAUUAUUGCAGCUGGACUCAUUUUUAUUCCAAAAGUUGGAAGAAGAGGCACAAUGGCCAUUGGAGGUAUUUUGUCGAUGAUAUUUCUUUUCUGUUACACAACGGUCAGAACCGAGCCCCAGAACGUGGCUUUUUCAUCUAUAACCUAUCUUUGCAUCUACGUGUACUACGGUUGUUUGUACGCUUACACCCCUGAGGUAAUGCCAAGUGCGGCCCGUGGUACUGGUGCCUCGGUAGCGAUGGUGUUCAACCGGCUGGCUGGUCUCAUCGUUCCUCUGAUCGCUUACUACGGAGAUACCUCUUCCUCGGUCCCUAUAUGGGUUUGUGGUACAUUCAUUGGUGUGAUUGGGCUUCUCGCAAUAACCUUCCCGUUCGAGCCAACGACUAUGAGAUCUGUCUAG
Molecule: messenger RNA, 1545 nt
Organism: Kuraishia capsulata CBS 1993
Lineage: Eukaryota; Fungi; Ascomycota; Pichiomycetes; Pichiales; Pichiaceae
Exons: 1
Coding region: 1-1545 (514 amino acids)
Biological process (GO): transmembrane transport
Cellular component (GO): membrane
Molecular function (GO): transmembrane transporter activity
Source: RefSeq, a predicted model, not a curated record